Poecile atricapillus (Black-capped chickadee) is the source of this 4700-nucleotide messenger RNA. It is a transcript of the gene PLCG2, whose product is annotated as phospholipase C gamma 2. Bases 340 to 4137 code for a protein of 1265 amino acids. The transcript has 36 exons. Gene Ontology annotation, biological process: positive regulation of epithelial cell migration; phosphatidylinositol-mediated signaling; phospholipid catabolic process. Gene Ontology annotation, molecular function: phosphatidylinositol-4,5-bisphosphate phospholipase C activity; protein binding. The record is from RefSeq and is a predicted model, not a curated record. NCBI's taxonomy places the organism in Eukaryota, Metazoa, Chordata, Aves, Passeriformes, Paridae.
UCUCUAGGAACGGUCAUGAAAUACAGACCUAACAAGCCAACCUAUCAAUCUGCAUGUGUCCAGGCAGGGAGUCCUUGUCUCUCUUUGAUUUCUUUUUUAUCUAUGUGGGCCGAGCUGAGGCAGAGAUAGCAAGAGGCAGACGAGGCCUUUUUCCACACAGCAGCCAUAACAAAAUCUGUCCUUGUGAAGAAGUGAGUGUCAGCAAAGGUGGAGUCAGAGUACAAAAAGGAAGGAACCUCCAUUUGACACUGCCUCACUAAUCUCAGCAGUGUAUCACUCAUUAUUCUGCACAGGAUUAAAGGACACUGAAAACCAUACAAGUUUGAUUAAGAAGAAAAAAUGCCCAGAAAGAACGUAGACUAUGGAGUGCUGCCUGAGUAUGAGAAGAGCCAGAUUAAAAGGACCUUGGAAUUGGGAACUGUUAUGACAAUAUUCAGUCUUAAGAAGUGUAGCCCAGAAAGGAGGACUAUUCAAGUCAUAAUGGAAACCAGGCAGGUAGCAUGGAGCAAGACAGCUGACAAGAUUGAAGGUUUCUUGGAUCUGAUGGAAAUAAAAGAAAUUCGCCCAGGAAAGAAUUCAAAGGACUUUGAACGUUGCAAAGCAAAGCACAGAGAAGAACACUGCUUUACUGUUUUUUAUGGUACCCAGUUUGUCCUCAACACCUUAAGUUUAGCAGCUGACUCUAAAGAUGAUACUGAUAAAUGGUUGUGUGGCUUGAAUAUCUUGUAUCAAGAGGUCAUGAGUGCUCCCACACCUGCUAUCACAGAGAGCUGGCUGAGAAAGCAGAUCUAUUCUGUUGAUCAAACUAGAAAAAAUAGUAUCAGUCUUAGAGAGCUGAAAACUGUCCUUCCCCAAGUAAACUUCAAAGUGAGCAGCAUGAAGUACUUGAAGGACAAAUUUGCGGAAAUAGGCGCUCACAAGGAAGAGCUUACUUUUGAACAAUUUCAUUUGUUCUACAAGAAGAUCAUGUUUGAACAACAGAAAUUGAUUCUUGAUGAAUUCAAAAAGGAUUCCUCUGUUUUCAUUCUUGGAAAUACUGACCGUCCAGAUGGUUCAGCAGUUCACCUCCAUGACUUCCAGAGAUUCCUGCUACACGAGCAGCAGGAAUCUUGGGCACAGGAUCUCAGUAAAGUCCGAGAACGAAUGACGAAGUUUAUUGAUGACACUAUGAGAGAAACUGCUGAACCUUUCCUCUUUGUUGAUGAGUUCCUUGCUUACCUAUUUGCAAAAGAAAACAGUAUUUGGGAUGAGAAAUAUGAUUCAAUAGAUGUGCAGAACAUGAAUAAUCCUUUGUCCCACUACUGGAUUUCUUCCUCUCAUAACACAUACCUGACAGGAGACCAGCUUCGCAGUGAAUCCUCUACAGAAGCUUACAUCAGGUGCCUCAGGAUGGGAUGUCGAUGUAUUGAGUUGGAUUGCUGGGAUGGUCCUGAUGGGAAACCCAUCAUUUACCAUGGGUGGACACGGACAACAAAGAUCAAAUUUGAUGAUGUAGUUCAGGCAAUCAAAGACCAUGCCUUUGUUACAUCUGAAUACCCAGUCAUUCUGUCAAUUGAAGAGCACUGCAGUGUGGAGCAGCAGCGACACAUGGCCAGAGUGUUCAAGGAGGUGUUUGGGGAUCAGCUUUUGAUGAAGCCUGUUGAAGCCAGUGCAGAUCAGCUCCCAUCACCAACCCAGCUGAAAGAAAAAAUCAUCAUCAAGCACAAAAAACUGGGGCCAAAGGGAGACAUUGAUGUGAACUUGGAAGAAAAGAAAGAAGAAAAGAAGCAACAAGGAGAACUUUACAUGUGGGACACAAUAGAACAGAAAUGGACUCGACACUACUGUGCUAUUGCUGAUGAAAAACUUUCAUUCAGUGAUGAUAUAGAACAAAGUGCUGAUGAAGAUUCAUCAAAGGAGGUGAAACGAACUGAACUGCACUUGAAAGAGAAAUGGUUCCAUGGGAAAAUGAAAGGAGGGAGAACAACUGCUGAGAAACUGCUCCAGGAAUAUUGUGCUGAAAUGGGUGGCAAGGAUGGGACAUUCCUGGUCAGGGAAAGUGAAGCUUUCCCUGACGAUUACACCUUGUCAUUCUGGAGGUCAGGCAGAGUCCAGCACUGCCGGAUCCGUUCCACCAGUGAUGGGGACACUGUGAAAUAUUACCUGACAGACAACCUCACCUUUGACAGCAUCUAUGAUCUCAUCCAACACUACAAGGAGGCCCACCUGCGAUGUGCUGAGUUUGAGCUGCGCCUCACCGACGCUGUGCCCAACCCCAGCCCUCACGAGACCAAAGACUGGUACUAUAACAACUUGAGUCGGGGUGAGGCAGAAGACAUGCUCAUGCGAAUUCCUCGGGAUGGAGCCUUUCUCAUUAGAAAGAGAGAUGAGCCUGAUUCUUUUGCCAUGACUUUCAGAGCGGAGGGGAAGGUGAAGCACUUCCGAAUCCAGCAGGAGGGGCGGCACUUUGUGCUGGGAACCUCAGCCUACUUUGAGAGCUUGGUGGAGCUGGUGACCUACUACGAGAAGCACCCGCUGUACAGGAAGAUGAAGCUGCGCUACCCUGUGACGGAGGAGCUGCUGGAGCGCUACAGCACGGAAAAAGAUAUUAAUUCCCUCUAUGAAGUCAAGAUGUAUGUGGAGCCCAGUGAAAUCACCCCCACAGUGCCUCAGAGAACAGUGAAAGCCUUGUAUGACUACAGAGCCAAAAGGAGUGAUGAACUGAGCUUCUCUCGAGGAGCUUUAAUUCAUAAUGUCACAAAGGAAACUGGAGGCUGGUGGAAGGGGGAUUAUGGAGAAAAAGUCCAACAUUAUUUUCCAUCUAAUUAUGUUGAAGAUCUGUCAUCUGAUAACUCUGCUGAGCUUGAAAAUCAGAUCAUCGAGGACAACCCACUGGGCUCUCUGUGUCGUGGCAUCCUGGUGCUCAAUACAUACAACGUUGUGAAAAUGCCACAAGGAAAACACAAAAAGCCUUUUGUCUUCAUUCUGGAACCUAAGAAUCCAGAAGAUCCAUGUGUUGAGUUUGCAACUGAUAAAGUAGAAGAACUCUUUGAAUGGUACCAAAGUAUCCGUGAGAUCACUUGGAAAACAGCAGAAGAGGAGAACAGGAGGAAAUACUGGGAAAAGAAUCAGUUAAUUGCUAUUGAAUUAUCUGAUCUAGUAAUCUACUGCAAGCCAACAAGCAAAACCAAGGACAAUUUAGACAAUCCUGAUUUCAGAGAAAUCCGUUCUUUUGUGGAAACCAAGGCAGAGAGCAUUGUUAAGCAAAAGCCACUGGAGUUGUUGAAGUACAACCUGAAGGGCCUGACCCGUGUCUAUCCCAAAGGACAGAGGGUUGACUCAUCCAACUAUGACCCAUUUCGCCUCUGGUUUUGUGGCUCCCAGAUGGUGGCUCUGAACUUCCAAACUCCAGACAAAUACAUGCAAUUGAACCAUGCCUUGUUUUCCUUGAAUGGACGCACUGGCUACGUGCUGCAGCCAGAGAGCAUGAGAAAUGAGGAGUAUGACCCAAUGCCAAAUGACUCCAAGAGGAAAUUGCAGAUGAUUAUGACAGUGAGGGUUUUAGGUGCUCGUCAUCUCCCUAAACUUGGUAGAAGCAUCGCCUGUCCCUUUGUAGAAGUUGAAAUUUGUGGGGCUGAAUAUGAUAACAACAAAUUCAAGACAACAGUUGUGAAUGACAAUGGCCUUAAUCCAAUUUGGGCACCUUAUGCAGAGCAAGUGAAAUUUGAAAUUUACGACCCUAAUCUGGCAUUCCUGCGCUUUGUUGUUUAUGAGGAGGAUAUGUUCAGUGAUCCCAACUUCUUAGCACACGCCACUUUUCCCAUCAAAGGAAUCAAAUCAGGUUUUAGGUCAGUUCCUCUCAAGAAUGGCUACAGUGAAGAUAUAGAGCUGGCCUCACUUCUGGUGCACUGUGAGAUGCAGCAAGUUCUGGAAAGCGAAGAGGAGCUUUAUUCCUCGUGUCGGCAACUUCGGAAGCGCCAGGAGGAGCUGAAUACCCAGCUGCUCCUCUAUGACACCCACAUGAACCUGAGGAAUCCCAACAGGGAUGCUAUACUGAAAGAAUUCAGUGUCAAUGAACACAAACUACAGAUUUAUCAAGAGACUUGCAACCGCAGAUUAAAGGAGAAGAAAGUCAGUAACAGCAAAUUCUACUCUUAGAGCCCAUCAUUCUUUGAUGUGUGCUUUAUGGUGCAAUUCAGGAAGACAUGAAUUUACCCUGGUCGUCCUACUCAGUGACGGUCUCAUCAGAUGGAAUGACUGGAAGAAGAGCAGGAAGAGGAAAUACGGAUUUCCUUUAUAAUUUCUUCUUCUAAGAAAAACUGUUUUAAUACCUAAUAAUUUAUAUUCUGUACAAAGCAAACCCUCUGUGCAGGCCAGAACUUCUGUGUAUUCAAGAUUUUUAAAACUUGAGUAUGUGUAGUUGGAUGGACCUCAUUUCUCAUUUUCAAUACCUGAAGUACAAGUUGUCUCCUGUGUGUACACAGGCUGUAGAUAAGACAGUCACAACAAUUUGCAUGCAUGGAAUCACACCACUUUAACAACCUGGCUCCUCAAGAUUAACUAGUAGUGCGUUUUUAAUUUAUUAAAUGCUUUAAAAGCACUUCUACACCAGCAUUGUCACGUCAUGUAUGGUACAGUCCUCGAGACAGCAGAUCGUGCUGCUGAUGCUGUAUAAAAUAUUUUGGGCAGCUAUUGUCUCUUAUUAAAAAUUUUCUGUUACA